Dalotia coriaria is the source of this 2835-nucleotide messenger RNA. Its product is annotated as protein KRI1 homolog. Gene Ontology annotation, cellular component: 90S preribosome; nucleolus. NCBI's taxonomy places the organism in Eukaryota, Metazoa, Arthropoda, Insecta, Coleoptera, Staphylinidae. Gene Ontology annotation, biological process: endonucleolytic cleavage in ITS1 to separate SSU-rRNA from 5.8S rRNA and LSU-rRNA from tricistronic rRNA transcript (SSU-rRNA, 5.8S rRNA, LSU-rRNA). The transcript is spliced from 5 exons. Bases 160 to 2643 code for a protein of 827 amino acids. The record is from RefSeq and is a predicted model, not a curated record.
CAUCGAUAAGUACACAACUUCCAACACGCUUGAUACGCUGUACGAUAUGGUAGGAGGCGCAAAAACGUGUUGAGUACAUAACCUAACAAUUUGUCGUCGGGUUCAACUCAAUCCUAAAUAUUUUGUUGGAUAACGUAAAAAGUGUACAAAAACAUAAUCAUGAAUACAAUGUUUGAUGGAAGCGAUGACUCCGAUACGGAAGUCAAUUUCAAGACCACAAAUGAGUACGCAAAAAAUUAUAAUUCAUGGAGACAAAAAGAGCUCCUCAAUUCAUUAAAAACUAAGUAUAAAGGUGAUUUAAAUAGUGAUGAAGACACCAGCAGUUCAGAUGAAGAUGAGUCUGAUAUUGAAUUGCCUGACAAGGUAGAAAUGGACUUCUUAAAAACCUUAUCUAGUUUGAAGAACAAAGAUCCCAAAAUUUAUGAUGAUAGUGUGAAGUUCUUUGAUGAUACACCAAUUGAUCCCACUGUUAAAAAGAAGAAAAAGGAACAGACCAUGUUUUUGAAAGACUAUGAAAGACAAAUGUUAUUGGAACAUGGUAGUAAAGGGUUUGAUGAUGAAGAUAAUGAAGAUCCACAAUCAAGGGGAUUAACAUAUGUGGAAGAACAAGAAAAUAUCAAAAAGAGUUUGAAAUCUGCUCUAGAAGAGGUUGAAGAUGAAGAUGAGAAUUUUGGUGGUUUGUUUCAAACCCGUGUAAAGUCUAAAGUUGAAGUUGAAAAAGAAGAAGCUAACUACAAGCAAUGGUUAAAGGGACAGAAGGACAAACUUAAUAAUGCUGAAGAUGAGACCAGUUUAAAACCAUUAAAGGAUCAUUGGAAUGAUCCUAAUUUAGAUGCUGGUGAAAAGUUCCUAAGAGACUAUAUUCUCAAUAAUCGGUUUAAGGAGAGUAAUGAUCCUAACUAUGUGCCAACAUAUGAUGAGAUUGUUCAUGAUGAUGAAAAGUUUUCUGAUGAUGAGGAAAAUGUGGACAAACAAGAAGAGUUUGAACACAAGUUUAAUUACAGAUUUGAGGAACCAGAUCAGGAAUUUUUGAAAAGAUAUCCAAGAACAGUGGAGAAUUCAUUGAGAAAAACAGAUGACCGUCGCAAAACAAAACGUCAUGAAUUGAAAGAACGCAAAGCUUUAGAAAAACAAGAAAAGAUGGAGGACCUGCAGAAACUAAAAGAAAUGAAACGUAAAGAAAUCGAAGAAAAAAUUAAAAAAUUGAAGGAAAUUACGGGUAACACCGAAGUAACUUUUCAAGAUCAAGAUUUUGAUGAAGAUUUUGACCCAGAUGCGCAUGACAAACGAAUGCAGACACUUUUUAACGAUGAAUUUUACACUGGUGAAGAAGGCGACGAAAAACCGGAGUUUCCGGAUUUAGAUGAAGAGCUUGAGAUUGAGCGAUGGGAUAAACUUCAUAAAGAUCAAAUAAAUAAUGAUACAGAGUAUAAUGAUGGUACUUAUGCAGAAGAUGAAGAUUUCAACAUGGACUGUGAUUAUGAUCCUUCCACUUCUACGCAAAAUGAACUCAUUGAGAAUACGAAAGGUAAAAAGAAACGCAAACGAAAAUCAAAAUUUGCAAAGGCAGUCAGCGAAACAAAACCUGUUUUUGAUCCAAAUGAUAAGACAUAUGAAGAAUAUUUAGAUGAAUAUUACAAGUUGGAUUGUGAGGAUAUUGUUGGUGGCAUACCGUGUCGAUUUAAAUAUCGGCAGGUUGCGCCGAAUAAUUUUGGCUUGACUAUUGAAGAAAUUUUGACUGCAAAUGAUAAAGAAUUAAAUCGUUGGGCAUCAAUCAAAAAAGCGAUGCAAUAUAGGCCAGAUCAUAUUGAAAAAUACGAUCAGAUUGCUUAUUCGAAGAAAGCACAAAACGAAGCAUUAAAAAGGAAGAUUUUACCUAGUUUAUAUGCGGAUGAAGGUACAAGUUCUACUGAGGUAAACGAAUCCCAAGAUGUAGGAAAUAAGAAAAUCAGAAACGCUAACAAAAGGAAACAAAAUGCCAUGGAUGCAACCAUUGUAGAACCAACAGAAGAAAAUUUUGAUGUAAAACCAUCACAAUCAAACAAGCAGGAAGAUACAACAGAUGAAAAUAAUCAGAAACCAAAUAAAAAAGGAAAAAAGAAACGAAGUGUUGAAAAUCCACAAGAACAACCAAAAUCGAAGAAAAUUAAAUUCAACGCAUCAACGAAUAGUACAGAAAAUGAAAGCAAUGUCAUAGUUGAGCAAACGUCAAAGAAAAAACAGUCGAAAAAGAAAUCAGUAGAUCAAAAUGGUGAAAUAACCGUAGAUUUCACAGAAACGAAAGAAAAAGCAGACGGAAACUUAACAAAUAAAAUAAAUAAUGCAACAACCCCAGUAAAUAAUACCAAUAACACGUCGAAAGCAAAAAAGAAGAAAAAGAAAGCCAAACAAACACCUGACACAAGUUUGAUCAAUAACGAGACACCUUCCAAGAAGAAAACUAACAAGGCUGGUAAGCAAGGCAACAAACCACAAAAAAGUAAAAAAGCAAAUCAUAAUGCGAAGAAUAACAACAAAACUAAAAAUAAGACGGAAACGACUUCUCCUGCAUGUAAAUUAUCUGACGCAAGACUUCAGGCGUUCGGCAUCAAGCCGAAAAAGUUCAAAAACAAGCUGAAAUACGGCAAUAACGCACAUAUAUAAUUUUAUGUAGGAAUUUAAUUCGUGAAUAGAGUAGGAUUAUUAAAGGAAUGAAAUAAUUUUAUUCAAUUAUAUACUUGAUCAGACAUUUAUUAUAGUUUACAGGUUUACAUCAAUAGUUGAAUGCUUCAGAACUUUUAAUAGUUUGUAAUUAAAAAAGUUAAAUAAAAUAAUCAUAAUUUUGUGAUCACUUAA